Molecule: messenger RNA, 4070 nt
Organism: Dreissena polymorpha
Lineage: Eukaryota; Metazoa; Mollusca; Bivalvia; Myida; Dreissenidae
Exons: 8
Coding region: 4-1500 (498 amino acids)
Source: RefSeq, a predicted model, not a curated record
UUCAUGUUUGUCAUAAUGUUUGUUUUCAGUUUUUCCAGCUGUGGGAAGAAAGUAGAACAGAAAGCUACAACAAGCACUCCAUUCAAAACAAGACCAUCUGUUUUUGAACCUCCAGUAUCUGGAAUAUCUUCCAUUUCCAGUGAAGCAGAGAGUGUAACAACCAUAACUGCCACAGAAGGCAAAAGCUCCUCAGAUUAUGAGACCACAAUGACAGCACCUGGAACUGACAUCAGUCAUGCCGGUGGUACAGAGGUGAUAGGAACUUGUACCACGGUUCCUGCAGUGCGGAAAAAGGGCCAUGGAAUAACAUCCAACCCAAAGUUUGCCUCAUUCACAGACCCUUUUAACCUGUCCAUCGAUGUCACAAAUAUUGAGGAUGAGGAUGAAGAUGAAAACGACUCGGACUAUGAACCUAGUUUCAGCUUUGAAGCUGUCUUACCAGAUGAUGUUAACCAAAACUAUGAGGAAGCAGCAUUUGAAGAAGAGGCAUUUGGAAAAGAUGGUUGUGAUGAUGAUGCUGAUGCAGAAGAAGAGUCUGCAGAUGAUGACCCUUGUCCUGGCAUUCAAAGGCUAAAGACUGAGGCAGACAGUGUGCACUUGAUAGGUUCCGCUGUCUGUUUUGCAUAUGUCUCGGCAAUCUUGUCUCUAGCCCGUAUUAAAGUGAUGUCCUGUUCAGUGACAGGAUGCACAGAUCCAACCAAUAUCUGUGUCACAGAUUAUUUCAUUGGAUCAGCGUUGUAUCUCAAAUGGAUUGUGAAGAAGAAAGCAAACCAAAUUUUAAUACCAUGGCUGAAGGACAUUGUAAACCACUUCUGGUUUGCCUGCAGCAAGGCUGACUCCUAUGAAGAAUUUCUGAGCAUAUGGCGCGGAGUUUUACAUCACAUCACAAACAAGCACGAAUGGAUCCUGUCUCAAGGAACUGGAAUAAAUGGGUGUCUUCAUGAUCCUUUAGAUGAAAACGAAGUGCGUGAAAAACCCUGGCUUUCAACUUCAGACCAUGCAAGAGUUUUACAAGACCUGAGUGCUGUGAUCCUGGACAAGAGAUUCUUGAGCAAAGUGUCAUAUUACCUGAAUUACAGAACCACUGCUGACAUAGAAGUGUUCCACCAGUUAAUUUUGAUGUACUGUGCAAAGAGGUUUGCAUAUACACCGCCUGUGUACAGAAUCCGCAACCUAUUGGCAGCUAUCGACCACAACUACCACAGCAACAGACCUCUGAAAACCAACAAAGAUGGAGAAAUAAGGUAUCACAGAUGCUACAACAAAAAAAGCAAGCGCUGGUCAGUCUUUCCAGAGAAAGUAGCCAAGACCUAUGGCUACGUUCCAGAGAUUGCAGAAAUGCUGUACAAAAAACGGAUUAAGGAUAAAGUAGGAAUGGGCAAAAAAAUGGUCUUGGAAGAAGGUGAUCCAAGAAGACUGGCAAAACACUUGGCCCCAGAAUCCCCUCCAUCUACCUCAGCAAUUGUUCAGGCCAAACAGACCAGGUUCAAGAGAAAAUGAAAUUGAACUGAAAAAAGAAGUACUUGGUACAAUAAUUGUUUGAACAGAGCAACAAUAAUGUUGAUAUUAGAUGUAUUGUUUAUGAUAAAUUCUCAAUAACAUUGAUGUCACAUGCAUUGUCUUUCUGAUUUACAUGGAGUAUGAUGUGAGUGAAAAAGUGUAUAUUUAAUAGAUUUAAGCACCACCUUUUUAUGCCUUCAGAUCGAAUGAUCGGGGUAUAAUGUUUUUGGCCUGUCUUUCUGUCUGCCAUCAUGGUAUGUGUGUGUCUGUCUGUUAUUGUACGUGUGUGUCUGUCAUUGUAUGUGUGUGUCUGUCCCUAAUUUUUAUGCCCCCCUUCGAAGAAGAGGGGGUAUAUUGCUUUGCUCAUGUCGGUCGGUCGGUCCGUCCACCAGGUGGUUGUCAGACGAUAACUCAAGAACGCUUGGGCCUAGGAUCAUGAAACUUCAUAGGUACAUUGAUCAUGACUCGCAGAUGACCCCUAUUGGUUUUGAGGUCACUAGGUCAAAGGUCAAGGUCACGGUGACCCAAAAUAGUAAAAUGGUUUCCAGAUGAUAACUCAAGAACGCUUAGGCCUAGGAUCAUGAAACUUGAUAGGUAGAUUGAUCAUGACUCGCAGAGGACCCCUAUUGAUUUUCAGGUCACUAGGUCAAAGGUCAAGGUCACAGUGACCCGAAAUAGUAAAAUGGUUUCCGGAUGAUAACUCAAGAACGCUUAGGCCUAGGAUCAUGAAACUUGAUAGGUAGAUUGAUCAGGACUCACAGGACCCCUAUUGAUUUUCAGGUCACUAGGUCAAAGGUCAAGGUCACGGUGACAAAAAACAUAUUCACACAAUGGCUCUCACUACAACGGAGAGCCCAUAUGGGGGGCAUGCAUGUUUUACAAACAGCCCUUGUUAAACUUUGCCAUAACUUUUGCAAUAUUGAUGAUAGCAACUUGAUAUUUGGCAUGCGUGUCUAUCUCAUAUAGCUGCAUAUUUCGAGUGGUGAAAGGUCAAGGUCAUCCUGCAAGGUCAAAGAUCAAUGUAGAAUAUAUGGGUGGGGGCAUUGUGUUUCACAAACACAGCUCUUGUUGAAAUAUAUAAUAUUCUCAAGUUUGAAAUUUCAUUCUUGUUGUUAAAAAUCUAUUUAUCUGAAAUCAUAAAAAAUAUUUAGACUUACUUGGAUUGCUUGUUCAGGGGAACUUGAUUAGGCAGGUAUCCAUCAAUGAUUUUUACAUGGUUAUGGCCAUUUUUUAACUUGGACUUUUCAUUGUGAACGUUUAAGCCAAGGUCCCUGUCUAGGCAACUUUAAAGUUCUUUGGUUCACAUUAUGUUAUCCACACAAGGGAACACAUUUGUCAAGGCUAGGUAACCCUACAAUUAAUGGUCGCUACUUUUUUUAUCUAACACUUGGAAAAGUGAAAGACGCUGGGAGUAGACGGCUGUUUUAAAGUUGGUGGCAACCUUAAUUAAUUGUUGCUGUAAGGAGUCCCUAUUAGUAAGAUUGAUUUGAUGAAAUGGUGUCAAAUGAUGAUGUACCUUCAGUGCAUUUUUGUGUUUGAGUUAAGGGGUUUCAAGACCAGAGGAUAAAUUAUUUUGUGAAUAAGGUUCAUUGCGAAAGGCAUAUGGUAUUGGAAGAAGCCAGGGCCAGUCAUAUCAAACAUCCUACAACAUUGGCACCAUGCGAUGCAAUUUUUAAAGUGCCAUAAAUAUGUAACCGUCACAUUUAUAAUUACUUUUGUUGCACAUUUUCAAAUUAGCUGUCAAAUAUCCUUUAUAUUUGAAACAAACAGAUCAAAAUAACUUAUAUUUUAAUAUUUCAAAAUUCAAUCGUAAGUUCACCUUGUAGUACUGUCUUUGAUUAGACAGACCCCCAGAUUAGCAAUAGCUCGGGUGAGUUGUGAAUGAUAUUCAUUGGUGUAAUGAUUUAAUAUGUUAUUAAAUAUUUCUGCUUGUAAUUGACAUGAUAUACAGUAAUUAUUUUGUUCUAAAAACAACUCCUAUUUUAUCAUUUAUGUUAGCCUUUAUUGUUGUUGCUUGCUGACUGAAUACAGAAUUAAUUGCAAUGUAUAUUUUGCAACCAUUGUCUUUUGGUUUCUGUGGAAAUGUGUUUAUUUUUUUUUACAUAAUUUCAUUCAAAAUAUAAGUAAAAAUACCGAAGUUCAAACAUAGUUACAUAGACCAUGGAUAUCAAUUAACAUUUUGAACACAUGAGCCAAACUUUUUGUAAAGAUUAUAAAAUAUUUGUUCUAAAAACAUUUGAGCGCAUCACAAAUUUUAGGGGCAAAGGCUACUCAGCUCGAGGUAAUAUUUAUAUCCUUGUAGUAGACAUUAUAAAAAAAUAACAUACAUGUUACCUUUGUUGUAAUUUUGUCAAACAUGCUCUUAGCAUUGAAUCUUAGUAUGCAGCGUUCCAAACAAAACUAGAUAAAAUUACUUUAAUAAGUCAGAAGCAAUUGCAAAGCAGUUUGAUACUUGAAUUUUCUGUCUUAAGUUACUGAAAUUGCAUGUUAUUUGUAAUGACUGUGCAUAUAUACUUAUGUAGUGGUUAACAUGUUGAUAUUCUUACUGCCAAUAAAAAUAAACAAACUUA